This is a messenger RNA of Aureobasidium pullulans EXF-150, 816 nucleotides long. Its product is annotated as kinase-like protein. Gene Ontology annotation, cellular component: EKC/KEOPS complex; cytosol; nucleus. Lineage: Eukaryota; Fungi; Ascomycota; Dothideomycetes; Dothideales; Saccotheciaceae. The transcript has a single exon. Gene Ontology annotation, biological process: protein phosphorylation. The record is from RefSeq and is a predicted model, not a curated record. Gene Ontology annotation, molecular function: ATP binding; protein serine/threonine kinase activity. Bases 1 to 816 code for a protein of 271 amino acids.
AUGGCAUCGACCGAAGGUGCUCCGACCGAGCAACCGCACCACCAAAUUCCCUUCCCCUUCUCCAAUCAGGACGAUUCCACGCCAGCUCCACUAUUACUCACCCAGGGCGCUGAAGCUCUGGUAUACCGCACCACUUUCCUCACUUCUUCAACCGCUUGCGCUCUCAAGUACCGACCAGCAAAACCAUGGAGACAUCGUACACUCGACAUGCGACUGACACGUCAGCGUAUUCUCGCCGAGGCUAGAGUCUUGACUCGCUGCCGUCGCGAGGGUGUCACUGUACCCGCUGUACUUGGCCUUGACUGGGAGCGCGGAUGGCUGGCACAAGAGUGGAUCUAUGGCAACACGGUCCGCAGAGUCUUGGACUGGGUGCACAAGGAGAGUGCUCUGCCAAGUGACGAGAGAGGGCACCAGGUACACGCUUUGUUGCGAAGAAUCGGCAGCGCCCUUGGCCGUUUACACGAAAGGGGUCUCGUCCACGGUGACCUGACGACCAGCAACAUCAUGCUCAGACCUGCCGAGGCCGAUAUCACUGAAGAGGAUAAGCAAAUCGGCAAGUCUGUUACCAUCACAAGCACGAAUGGUGAAGUCGUCUUGAUCGACUUUGGCCUGGCCCAGCAGAAUGUACAAGAGGAGGACAAGGCUGUUGAUUUAUACGUGCUUGAACGAGCUUUUGCUUCAACGCAUCCCGAGGUCGAGGAAGACUUUGGUCACCUGUUGCAGGCCUAUGGCGAGAGCUACAAGGGCGGAAAGACGGUACUCAAGAGAUUGGAAGAUGUGCGCAUGAGAGGAAGAAAGAAGAGCAUGCUGGGUUGA